CAGCCCACAGUAUAAUAGGACAACUUGACGCAUGUGUCGGAGCACACAGAAGGACGGAAUAUACGCAGGCACUGUAGCUCAGUCGAUUAACGGGGUGUUUUAUUGAUCUGGCUUUUAGAAAAAAAAGGAUCUAGAUGGAGAAGGAGAGAGGAAGAAAUUCAAACUGAUAUCUUUGCUGUAGCUGUGUUUAUUUAUCCGCCCUGCAACCUCCACAAUAAAACGCAGCCUUUGCGGAAUAGUCACUUUGAAGACGACAAGUGUGGAUGCUUAACCACAUUUGCCCUUGGAUGGCUGCGGAUUAGUUAAUGGCAUCCACAUUGUCUGAUUGUUUUUGAAUAGCCUCUACAGCUACUGUAUCUAGCCUACAUUGUUCCUUUUCUCCACCCGGACCUGCUGUAUAGUGAUGUCAGAGGUUGAUCUCUCUGCAGACUGUGACCUCAGCCGACCACCGGAGCGGGCAGAGGACAUGUUGAAAGAGAACCAAGAGAACAGGACUUUAAUGAUGGUGGCAAUGAUUUUAUUGGACUUAAACAAAUGCAAUCCAAACGCUGUCAGCCCUGGAGACAGCAUAUGUCUCGGAGGCAGCGACGCGGGUGCGCUGGAGAAGGUGGAGCGGGGAAGCUGCCGGUCUAGCGCUGUACCCAAACAGUCCCGGAGCAAGAAGGCGGUGGCGAGACAGGAGUUUUGUGAGAAGAGACACUGCUGUCCUUUUACUGGCUGUGGGAAGAUGUACGGCAAGUCGUCCCACCUCAAAGCCCACUUAAGGGUCCAUACCGGUGAGCGCCCCUUCGAGUGUACCUGGUCAGCAUGUGGCAAGAAGUUCUCCAGAUCAGACGAGCUGACGCGUCACUACCGCACACACACCGGCGAGAAGCGCUUCAACUGUCCGAUGUGUGACAAGUGCUUCAUCAGGAGCGACCAUCUGACUAAACAUGCCCGGCGACACGCAGGCUUCCAUCCCAGCAUGCUUCAGGGCUCCAGUGUGGCCAAAAGAUGCCGCUACUCUGUGUCCCUGUCCUCAUGUGACUCUGGAAACCAAAGCCCUGUCGGGGUGUGAGACACACCGACUCACACCACUAAACAUACAGGAUAUACAGGAUAUACAUAAACAUAGACACACCAUACAUGUGGUGUCUGUACCUUUAUCAACUCAACCAGCCAGAGCACUAUUUAAUCAGGUUUUCUGUACAUGUAACAAUGUGCAUCAGCAAACAGAAACACACUUGAACCUGAAUGUAAUCAACCUAGAACUAGAGCUCUCUUAUUCCCUAAUGUGAUUGGAAUUUAUUCAGGGUUUACGUCAUCUGACACACAGGUUCUAGUUGCUUACCAAUUUGUGAUUAUUUAACUUUGUGUUGUGUGCUUUUUUUUUCCACUGGAAGAAUCUAAAAUCCUGGAGGCAUUUGUGUACAUAUAUAGUUUUCAUUAACACUUCAUGAGUUCACUUUCCACCACAGACUUCAUUUGCAGGCGAAGAAACAACAAUAAAACAAAUCAUUACUUAGAUAUUCCUAGUGGGUUAAGAUGUUUUGGGAAUAGUCUUUUAGUCAAUAGUAUUUCACGUAUGCAUACUAUGAACAGUUACUCGCCACUCCAGGACGAAUCAAAUGUACAGUAUAGCAGUGUUAUCAUGUAAAUAGAUUAAACAGAUUAACUUUCAGAUGGAUGAUAUACUGUAGUUAUUGGAGAGUUAUAAGACAAAGUUAUAUUAUAGAGACAGACAGAGCUUGGGUAUUUCAUUUUGUAUAUUUGGCUAAGGACUUAGUAAAUGAGGUAUACUGUGAGCUUGUAGGUAUAGUUUGUACAAUUGUUUCUUGUGUUGAAAUGGCAUCGCAUAAUGAUAUAGUUGCAAAUAAUUGACCAUAAGCCAUAAGAAAAUUGCAGUUUAAUACAUUUACCCCCCCCACCCCACCCCCAUCGUUGCUUUUUCAGGCUUGAACUAUGUCAAUAGUGCAGGGGUCAACAAAACAGGGUAACGCCUUUACAAGAUAACUUUUACUUGCAUUGGAAAUACGUUUCGAUGUCAAGACCAUGACGACUCAUGUUUAGUUAAAGUUUGUAGAGUUUUGUGCCUUUUGAAGGGUUCUGCAGCAGAGAUGAAUUUCUACAUUUUCAACCUUUGGAAAUACCACCUGAAUGAACAUCGACAGAUUAUUUUGGAUAUCAAUGACUUUUAUGCCAACAGUGCCAGUUGCUGUACAUUGAAACUUACUUUUGUUUACUCUGUAUCUGGACUGCAUUUUAUCAGGGAAUAAUGUGAUGCAUGGGAUUUUCAGUUAAUGCUACACCCCCUAGUGGUAAUAUGGAAGCACAACAUUUCUCACAAAUAGUCAAAAAAACAUUUAAUUUUAUGUCCUCGCAUUUUGAGGCAGGCUCUGUUGAUUAGUUGGAUGGUGAAUCAGUUAAUUCCAUGUAGCAUGUUUGUAUGUAUUUGUUUAAUACAAUGUAUUUUUAUUUGACUGUUAAUCUUUUAGAAUAUUAAUAAUAGUAUGCGAGGUCUUAUUCAUCCACUAUAGGAGCUAUAAACAUUGGUGAUGUCAUUCAUUUUCUUUUUAUACUUGCCACAUGAUGCAUUAAACGUCCAAAUAGAGUAAGCUUGUAGAACACAAACUACAUAUAUUUAAAAAGUGAAAUGCUGUAUUUCUUCUCUGGCAGUAUGACAACUGUGAUUAGAUGUUGGUGCUUCUCAGGUUGAGCCCUCGUGAUGCUACUGCACUGUAAUCAGGAACUGUCAACGCAGACCCCACGCUAUUGCAAUAGACAUAGCUGUGUAAUGAUUACUGUUCAAACGAUUUAUCAUUAAAAUAGUUUUUCUUUCUAAACAUUUCCUCAUUAUUUCCGUCUCUCAUCCCACACUGUAUACUUCACACCGUUUGUUAAUAAAUAGGUGCUCUUCUUUAAUGCUGAUGAAAUACUGCAAAAAAGCUAUAUCAACCUGCUAAGUUAGAACCAGGAGUGCUCCAUUAGCUUCGUGUUUAUUUAUUGUUUUCAUA
Molecule: messenger RNA, 2993 nt
Organism: Anarrhichthys ocellatus (wolf-eel)
Lineage: Eukaryota; Metazoa; Chordata; Actinopteri; Perciformes; Anarhichadidae
Gene: klf9
Product: Kruppel like factor 9
Exons: 2
Coding region: 404-1057 (217 amino acids)
Biological process (GO): regulation of transcription by RNA polymerase II
Molecular function (GO): RNA polymerase II cis-regulatory region sequence-specific DNA binding; DNA-binding transcription factor activity, RNA polymerase II-specific
Source: RefSeq, a predicted model, not a curated record